AUGAGGAAGGUUUUUCACUUGGUGGAGGUGGUGGUGGUGGUGGUGGUGGUGGAGGAGGAGGAGGAGGAGGAGGAGGAGGAGGAGGAGGAGGAGGAGGAGGAGGAGGAGGAGGAGGAGGAGGAGGAGGAGGAGGAGGAGGAGGGAGAAGAGAGGGAAGACACUCAUGUCAAUGCUAAUGAGCAAGUUCUACUGCCAAUUGUGCUGCCGAUUGUGCUGAAAGCACGUUCACGUGCAUUCUCUAGCAUCCCCUCUUCCCUCACCCUCUCUGCUCCCCCCACAGACACUCGAACACUCAAGUCCCUGCUAAUGAGCAAGGGCAUUCUGCCUGUGCUCUUCUCUAUCGCCCCUUUAUCUACCCUCACCCGUCUCACCCUCUCUCCUCCCCCCACAGAUACUCAAGUCCCUGCUAAUGAGCAAGGGCAUUCUGCCUACACUCAAGUCCCUGCUGAUCAGCAAGGGCAUUCUGCCUUUGCUCGCACGCUUGCUCUCCCACCUGCCCCCCAUGCCCGCAUCUCCUGCCCAGCUGCUGGUUAUGCUGACGCCGGGAUCGGCCCUGCUGCUACGUCUGCAGCUGAUUGUGCCGCUCUUCAUAGUGCUGACGUUGGGACUGGUCCUGGGUCUGGCCGUGCUGUUCCUGCAGCUGAUUGUGCUGCUCAUAGUGCCGACGCCGGGACAGCCCCUGCUUCCGGCCGUGCUGGUUCUGCUGCUGAUUGCUCUAACUCUAGGGCUGAUCCCGCUGUUGACCCUGAAGAGCAGCUUGGGGAGGAAGGCGCACUGGACCUGCUCGCUCGGAUCCUGCAGCACCACUGCCGCCACCAUUGGCACCGCACUUACUGUGUCUCCCCAUUCUCUCUCCCUCCGUUUUCUCUCCUCCCACUCUCUGUCCUCCCUUUUUCCCCCACACACACAGUAUGCAGCAGCGGGGGCGCUAUGGCACAUUUCAGCCAAUCAGAGCCUAGGUCCCACUCUCAUCGUGCGCUACAGAUGCCUACUGCCCCUCCUGAGCCUGCUUGA
Messenger RNA from Closterium sp. Naga37s-1, 1014 nucleotides. NCBI's taxonomy places the organism in Eukaryota, Viridiplantae, Streptophyta, Zygnematophyceae, Desmidiales, Closteriaceae. The record is from the annotation of a GenBank genome assembly.